Cloeon dipterum is the source of this 774-nucleotide messenger RNA. RefSeq names its product trypsin 3A1-like. NCBI's taxonomy places the organism in Eukaryota, Metazoa, Arthropoda, Insecta, Ephemeroptera, Baetidae. The transcript has 4 exons. The record is from RefSeq and is a predicted model, not a curated record. The coding region runs from base 1 to 774 and encodes 257 amino acids. Gene Ontology annotation, biological process: proteolysis. Gene Ontology annotation, molecular function: serine-type endopeptidase activity.
AUGUUGUGCAAAGUGGUCCUGUUGUUGGCGUGCUGCGCCACAGUUCUUUCCGGCGGACUUCCAAAUAAGCUGCCGAUUAGCAAGUUGGGGUUGAGCAAGGCUGGUGCUGGCAGACUCAUCGGUGGAACGCCGGUUGCGAAGGGCGAGGUCCCCUGGCAUAUCUCGCUCCAGUAUUUUGACCAAAUGAAAUCAGAAUGGGUAUAUUUUUGUGACGGCAGCAUCAUCUCCAGAGAUUUCAUCCUCACGGACGCAUUUUGUAGCUUGGAGAGUCUGGACACUAUGAGAGUAAUAGCUGGCACCUCGGAUUUGACCAACCCUCGCAACAUAACCGAAGCCUAUAACGACGACCGAACAAGCAACCACCUGACCCUCUACAGGGUGGACCCACCGUUUGAAUUCGAUUGCUCCAUUCAAGCUGUCCAGCUUCCCGCUCGGUUCUCUGCUUCCGUGCCAGGAACUGUCACGACGGUCUCAGGCGUGGGCGAGUCUGCCCCUUAUCAGCCUUCUGGAAGACUCGAGAAGCUGCUGGUGCCGAUUGUGUCCAAGGACUUGUGCUCCAUCCUGCUGCCAGGAGCGGAUUUAAUCUAUUUAAUUUGCGCUGGGGAUUCCGACGAAACAACCGGCUUUUGCACUAGUAUCGGAUAUGGUUCUCCUCUGGCUUAUAACAGUGAACUCCGUGGUAUUUUAUACAGCAAGCCUGGUUGUAACUUACCUGAGCUUUAUACGGAAGUGUCCCUAUUCCGCGAGUGGAUCUUCCGAAUCACCGGAGUGUAA